Messenger RNA from Paramormyrops kingsleyae, 3935 nucleotides. The record is from RefSeq and is a predicted model, not a curated record. NCBI's taxonomy places the organism in Eukaryota, Metazoa, Chordata, Actinopteri, Osteoglossiformes, Mormyridae.
AUGCUGGACGUACCGCGAGACGCCCUAUUGCGACCUCUGAGUCGCAGCGAGGUGCUGGGCUUGGUGGUCAGACUGACUAUCUUCGGGGCCGCCACGUAUUUCAGCAUUAAAUGGGUGGUGGAAGCACUGGACCCCACACACAAGCAAAAGCUGCAAGCCAAGAAAAAGGCAGAGCAGCUAAUGAAACAGAUCGGAGUGGAGGGGAUCAAGCUGAAUGAAUAUGAGAUGAAUAUUGCUGCACAUUUGAUGGAUACACAAUGCAUUAAGGUGACCUGGCGGGACAUUGCUGGGCUCGAUGAGGUCAUCGCCGAGUUGCAGGAUUCCGUCCUCCUGCCCUUUCAGAAGCGACACCUGUUUGCGGUCUCCAGAUUAUUUCAGCCCCCCAAAGGUGUACUUCUCUAUGGGCCCCCUGGCUGUGGGAAGACUUUGAUCGCCAAGGCAACAGCCAGAGCCUCAGGGUGCCAGUUCAUGAACUUACAGGCAUCCACAUUGACGGACAAGUGGUACGGCGAAUCACAGAAGCUGACUUCUGCUGUGUUCUCAUUGGCUAUGAAGAUCCAGCCCUGCAUCAUCUUCAUAGAUGAAAUAGACUCGUUCCUACGGAACCGCUCCAGUCUGGACCAUGAGGCUACUGCCAUGAUGAAGGCUCAGUUCAUGAGCCUAUGGGAUGGUCUGGACACCAGCACAGACUGCCAGGUCAUGGUCAUGGGCGCUUCAAACAGGCCUCAGGACAUAGACCCUGCCAUACUGCGAAGGAUGCCUGCCACCUUUCACAUCGGCCUGCCGAACCAACGUCAACGUCAUGACAUCCUAAAGUUGAUCCUAGCUGGAGAGAAUCUCAGCAAUACUGUUAACCUAAGGGAAAUCGCAGAGAGGACAGAGGGAUUCUCGGGCAGCGACCUGCGGGAGCUGUGCCGCGACGCCGCUUUGUACCGCGUCCGCGACUACGUCCGCAAGCAGCAGAUGAAGCAGAUUGCCCGGCAGCUGCAGGAGUGUGACACCGAUGACGGACCAGUGAAUGAGGACCGUCUGAGACCAGUGACUCAGCUGGAUCUUCUCUUUGGCCUGGACAAGAUGAAAGAGUCCAAGCAUGCGGAGUCGUCCCAAAGCAGUCUGACAGAGAUGCCCCUGGACUAGAAUCCCUUCCCUAGUCUCUUGUCUCGCACCCAUGUCUUGGAGUCUUAAUGCCAUAGAUGAAGGGGUAUCUGUCCCACCAGCCACACCCAGGCCUUCUGGAGUCUGCAAGGCAGCUGUCUGUCUUUCUGUCUCUCUGCUUGUCUUUCUUCCUGUCAGUCCGUGUGUGUCUGUCUAUUUGUCAUCCUUCCUGUUUUCCUUUCUCAGUCCUGGGUCCAUAACGUUUUGUUAUGGAAAAGAACAGAGUCCUCAGAUUUAGGGGUAAUCCAUUGUCCCUUCCAAAUAAAUGAACAUGUGUACAUCUUGUCCCAAUAAAUGAAAAAUAGUGACCUGCAUGCCUUAGAAAUGGAGUCCUGUAGAGCUUGUAUUUAUAUUUUAAACACUAGGUUGGCCAUUUAUUUUAGUAGAUGCCAUCAGCAGUUGCUUUAGAUGUGCACUAAGGUCUUUUUUUAUCAGACACACUCUUACUACCAUCACUAGAAUGUUUUAUUGGGAACGCUAGUGAGUUGUUCCUUUUCAUUUCCACUUAUCCUCUGCAUUCUUACUGAAAUGUUAAAGCUCAGGCUUGUAUGAGUCAUUUUCAGAUGGACAUAAUCAGAAACAUUGGCUGUGUGUCUCCAUAGAGACCUGUUCACGUGGUCAAAUGCCUGUCCUUAUCAAUUUUAAUCUGGAAACGGGAAGUAAGGUGAUUAUGAAUGUCGUCACCAUAGUUUAGUGCCUGAAAUGGCUUUUUUGAUGUGUAAUAUGACUCAUUAGGUUUAAAUUGUAUUGUAAUAGUGAUAAUAAGUCAUCACCUGCAGUUCAUGGUAGUGAAUUUAUUUUGCAAUAUAAAGGAUUUUAAACGUUUCCUGGUUUCUAUGUUACCACUAGAGGCCACUACUGUUCCAUUUUCAACUUUUAUUUGGAGGGGGGGAAAAUGUGCCGUUUCCCUUGUAUUAAUUAUAUUUUUAAAAGUAUCAAAUGUAAGCUCAUAUUAAAAAUAAUGAACUGAGUUCAACAAAAAAAUUAUAAUUUAUAAUCAGUCCUGACCAGCUUAAUUUCCCAUGUACAUUAACGUGUACAUUUUAGGUUGGUCCUGAAUUACUGUGAAGACAGUAAAGCCAAUAGUCAGUGCUGAACAAAUGAAAGAUAUUGAAAAUGUACACACUUUCCAAAGCCGUGACCCUGGUAAGAUCAAGGGGGACAGGGAGCUCUGAUUGUUAAAGAGGACAUUCCUCCAUUUCCUCUUACAAUAUCUUGAGGCACUUUAAGUUUACAAAAUAGCAUCAGCAAAGUCCUUAUGUACAGAAAUUAAAAUGUAACAAAUUUAAUCUAUAAUCAUUUAUAUCCUCAAUCACCGCACUAUACUUAACAUUUGCUUGGUAACCUCAUACAGUCAGAGAGAUAUUAUGCAGGCACAGCAUGAUGAAAAAUUUCAGAAUUGUUUUGUGAGCUUAUUCCUGUUUGGAACAGAUUAAUACAGCCAUGUAAGUUUCUUGGUUUAGUUUCCUCUUUGUUCUAUACUCUUUGUUGCUGCCCUCAGUCACCAUAGCAUCCCACACAGUAAUGCUCAAAAACCACCUUCUAAACAUCUCAUUAAAUUAGCUAGCUAGCUAAAGAACCUAAAGCUGAACCGUCUGUUACCGCAAUGAAUGAAAAGCAUUCUAUUUGCUUCCUCUUCACCCGACAGAAAAAAACAAAUUAACCUACAUUUUCAGCUCCCCUGUGUCUAUUCUGCAUGCACUGGGAGUGUCCGUUUCUUCAUGACUAUUCAUAGAUAAACAGAUAAGUGACGGUUAGCUCGUUAGCAAGCGACACCUUUCGGUUGGCAUUAACAUGGCGUUCUGCAGAGUGGCUCGGUCUCGCUCCAGUAACAAAAAGGCAGCAGCCCAACACGGAAACCAAAUCAUUAAAGUGUUUUCUCAUUUAAGUAGUACUCAAAAUAAUUUCCCAUUUGUUUACUUCGCUAACUGUUGCAGCAGCUUUCUGAGUUGUAUGAGAACUAAGGAGCUAAGUAUGAGAAAACAGAACGACAACAAUCAAUGCUUGGCUGCAAAACAAGUAACCUAGAAAAAGCUUGUGUUGACGUUAACGUACGUUAUUUUGGUCCAACUGAUGCAUGUACCAUAGACUUUCACACUCAGUUUUGGAACCAGAAAUUCACACAAUGAUGAGUGGAAAUAAAUGGUUUCCCAAAGAUAUUUAUGAAAAUUGUUAAAAACCCCAACAAAUAAUUUUUAUAAGCCCAGGCAGUGAAAUCUUAUUUGUUGCUUUUUUAGUGCACCAACUUGAAGUUUGCUUUCUUUUCAAGGUUAAUUUCUGUCAGUAUAGUGCAAAUUCAGCUAGUGUAGCGGAAUAAUAGGACAUUUUCUUUGAUAAAUAUCCUGGGACACAAAGGCCAUUAAUUGCAUACUAUUUGUUUGGCAGGCUAUUUUUGUUUGCAUUAAAACUGAACGUGACCCGGUGUUGAGGUCAGGGAAAGUAGAGCUGCGAUCAUCAGAUAGAGAGUAUAUAGGUUUGACCCCAGUGGUACAGACAUCCAUUUUGAUCUGUGUUACUGGUCCAGAAUGUUUACACCUAAAACCCCAUGAACUCUCAGCUGUUUAUGACAGCUUUCACCUUGUUGAUCAUUAUAUUUUUGGUUAAUUUCUUUUACAAAGAUAAUGAGUGUAAUUCCCCAACACUGUAUAUGAUAUUUACCAUAACAGGAGUCUGGUGGUUACUGCCAUACUGUUUUAUGUAAGUAAAAUGUGUUAGAAAUAGAGUUUAUGUAUAUGUUGGUUUGAGAAGCUUGAAAUGAAUAAGUUAAAAACAUAACCAUG